This is a messenger RNA of Talaromyces rugulosus, 675 nucleotides long. RefSeq lists its product as uncharacterized. The record is from RefSeq and is a predicted model, not a curated record. The transcript is spliced from 2 exons. Gene Ontology annotation, molecular function: acyltransferase activity, transferring groups other than amino-acyl groups. Lineage: Eukaryota; Fungi; Ascomycota; Eurotiomycetes; Eurotiales; Trichocomaceae. Bases 1 to 675 code for a protein of 224 amino acids.
AUGGACAUACCAUUCUAUCAGAGUGUGACUGUCACAGUCCCCAACGUUCUGCCCGAGGUGACCACCGAGCGGCUCAGCCUCCGACCCGUCGAGCACGAAGACGUUUUUCAUCUCUUUGUGGUUCGCCAGCAAGCCGAACUAUUUAACUAUCCCUGGUUCCCUGACAAAAAAAUCGAAGAUACCAUCGUCUUCUUAGAGGGUCGAUUCUUCACCAAUGGACCAGAACGCAUCCGGGGUCGCUCUUUCUUUUACGUGUUGAGAAUCAAACCGACCGGUUCUAACCCCAACGCCAGUCCAGUUAUUGGUUGGGUCUCGCUGCUCAGUAUCGCCCCAGUACCAGAGCUCUUUUGCGCAAUUCAUCCAAGAUGCUCUAGACUUCGCUUCAUGACGGAGGCGGUGAAAGCGGUUCUCAACGUCUGGUGGAGCUUUCCUCGGAUGAAAAACGAAUGGAGAUUGCACGUGGACGAGCCAGAAUACGUCUACGCUGCUUGUAUCACCCAUAACAUUGCUGGUGAGAAGCUGCUGAAAAAGUGCGGGUUCGAGAAAUACAGCUCAGAGGAGACGGAGAGAAAGGGAGCGAUGACAUUUCGUAUCGGCAAGGUGUUUCCAGUAACUCCAACUCGUCCAACUGGAGAGACAAUUGAGAAACCUGUCUCGUUUGAAGGGAUUUUAUGA